AUGUACGCUAAGCCUCUGGGAACCACUAAGCUGUACUGGGGAAUUAAAAGUAAGGGCCUUGUCGAUGUUGUCAAGAGUAUGAUUGUAGGUGGAGAUGCCGGUGAAGAAAAAGAAGGUGGUGAAUCCUCCAACUGGGGCCAUAUCGAGACCCAUGUCUCGGUUGGUGAGCGCAUGGACAUAAAGAGAGUUUUGACCAAGGAAUUGGAGAACGCUAUUGGUGGAACUACUGUGGUCGUCUGUGGUCCACAUGCAAUGUGUGAUGAAGCUCGGUAUGUCUGCGCUGCGAUGGCGAGACAUGGCGUCGUUGUUCGUUAUGUGGAAGAAUCCUUCACUUGGUAG
Fusarium verticillioides 7600 is the source of this 339-nucleotide messenger RNA. RefSeq lists its product as hypothetical. NCBI's taxonomy places the organism in Eukaryota, Fungi, Ascomycota, Sordariomycetes, Hypocreales, Nectriaceae. Bases 1 to 339 code for a protein of 112 amino acids. Gene Ontology annotation, biological process: iron ion transport; copper ion import; intracellular iron ion homeostasis. The record is from RefSeq and is a predicted model, not a curated record. Gene Ontology annotation, cellular component: plasma membrane. Gene Ontology annotation, molecular function: ferric-chelate reductase activity. The transcript has a single exon.